This is a messenger RNA of Stegastes partitus (bicolor damselfish), 4215 nucleotides long. It is a transcript of the gene frmd4ba, whose product is annotated as FERM domain containing 4Ba. Lineage: Eukaryota; Metazoa; Chordata; Actinopteri; Pomacentridae. The coding region runs from base 244 to 3171 and encodes 975 amino acids. The record is from RefSeq and is a predicted model, not a curated record. Gene Ontology annotation, molecular function: cytoskeletal protein binding. Gene Ontology annotation, biological process: establishment of epithelial cell polarity. Gene Ontology annotation, cellular component: bicellular tight junction; adherens junction; cytoskeleton. The transcript is spliced from 23 exons.
GUGUGAAUGGAUGGGACUCACUCAGUGGAGGUUAUUAUGCCGAACAGACAGCAGCUUUCCUUCCUGGACUUUGCUCCGAUGAACUGUGUAGAAGCGGCUCUUUAUUCCAACAAAUCGUCUCAUUGUAAAAGGAAAACCUUUUUUGUUUUUUUUGAUAAGAGAAGUGGUUUUGUUUGAGUGACCGGUGCCGGCUGCGGACAGACAAUAAAAGUGGGAGCGAUCGCGCACAACAAAAGACACAAGAUGACAGAGGGCCGUCUGUGCCAGGUUCACCUCCUCGAUGGCAGGAAGCUGGAGCUGCUGGUUCAGCCCAAGUUGUUGUCCCGUGAGCUGCUAGAUUUGGUGGCCUCACAUUUUAACUUGAAGGAGAAAGAAUACUUUGGACUGUGCUUCAUAGACGACACUGGCCAGAAUAACUGGCUCCAGCUGGAUCGUAAAGUCCUGGAUCAUGACUUCUCUAAGACUUCGGGGCCUUUGGAGCUCAAGUUCCUUGUGAGGUUUUACAUUGAGAAGAUCACCUUCUUGAAAGACAACACAACAGUGGAACUGUUCUUCCUGAACGCUAAAUCUUUAGUGUUCAAUGAGACCAUCGAAGUGGAGAGUGGAAAUGUUUUCAAGUUAGCUGCGUUCGCAUUGCAGGAGGCCAAAGGAGAUUACACCAGUGCUGACACUGCCACAUCGGACCUGAAGCAGCUACCAGUCCUGCCCACCAGAGUAUUAAGGGAGCACCCAUCUCUCAAUUACUGUGAAGACAAAGUAAUUGAACAUUACAAGAAGCUGAAGGGACUUACCAGAGGACAAGCCAUUGUACAGUAUCUGGCCCUGGUGGAGUCCCUGCCGACAUAUGGAGUCCAUUAUUACCAAGUGAAGGACAAGCAGGGAAUACCGUGGUGGCUGGGAGUCAGCUACAAAGGCAUCGGCCAGUACGAUUUGCAGGAUAAGCUGAAACCAAGAAAGUUGUUUCAGUGGAAGCAGUUGGAGAAUUUGUAUUUCCGCGAGAAGAAAUUUGCAGUGGAAGUGAACGACCCACACAGAAGAACAGUGACCAAGCGAACUUUCGGACAGACUGGGCUGGUUAUUCACACAUGGUAUGCCAGCCACUCUCUGAUUAAAACCAUCUGGGUGAUGGCCAUCAGUCAGCACCAAUUCUACCUGGACAGGAAGCAAAGCAAAUCAAAGAUGACCACAACCAGGAGUUCAGGAGACAUCGCCAUGGACCUCACAGAGAUCUCUGCCCCACGUAUCAGUAAACUUUCCAGUAUUGAGAGCAAAGAUCAGCUAAUAAUGGCUAGCAAUGGAAGCCUCAUCUCAGCUGGUUCUGCUGACUCCGAAGUCAGCGAGGAACAGAAGAAGGAGAAGAUUUCUGAAUUAAAAAAGAAAGAAAAGGACCUUCAAGACACACUGACGCAGAAACUUGAAGAGCUGAAAAAGAUCUGCAUGAGAGAAGCUGAGCUUACGGGCAGGUUGCCGAAAGAGUAUCCCUUGGCCACUGGUGAGAAGGCUCCUCCAGUUCGACGUCGUGUUGGGACAGCCUUCAAGCUGGAUGACCUUUUCCCGUACGAUGAGGACCCACAUCUGAGGAAUCUGGAGAGCAGGUUUGCCUUGCAGCAGAAGAUUGUGGAAGCAGCCAUGAAGCUAUCCAAUGAGGGCGACCUCUGCAAGACGGUGAAGAGGAAGAGGAGGAACAACUACCUGGAUGCUAUGAGGAAGCUGGAGGAGAUUGAGAAAGAGAUAAACGCCUAUAGGAUCAAGAAAGGGAAGAAACCCACGCAGAGAGCCUCGCUCAUCUUAGCAGAUGAUGUCCACCCUUCAGACCUCAGCUCUCUAUCUGACAGCCUCACUCUGGAUGAUGAUGAUGAGCUCGGUUCCCAGAGGCAGAGAUCUAGAUCAGUCCAGUACUCCCCAAGACCACACCAUGCAGAAACUCUGGAUAUUCAUUACAACAACAAGGACAGACGAUCCUCUGCCAAUGACCAGCUUUCAGACAACAGAUUAAAUUAUGGCCAAGUCCAGGAAUUGCUCCACUACAAUCACAGUGAUGCCUUAUCAAGCUGCAGCAGCCCGUUUAAACCAGCUUCCAGACAGCCACGUGAUGCCCGCAGCAUGCCCCCCACUCCCCUCCUCACCCGCAAUGCAUACAGCAGCACACAGCUCAGAUCAGAGGAUGCUCCACAACAUUUCCGUCAGCGCAGUGGGAGUCUGGAGUCCCAGUCUCAGUUCAUGACGGAGACCAAAUUGCCUGUACCAGCUUUCACUGUCUCUCCAGCCCGACGCAGCAACAGCACCGAGGUCCUUGAUGACGGCUCCUCCUACACAAGCCAGUCCAGCGUCGAGUACAGUGUUCCCGGUAACCACACCCAUAGGCGCAGAGCUCGCGGGCGCCACAGAAAAGACUUGUACGCCAACACUGGCAGCAUGCCCAACCUGGCUCAGCCAGACACCCGGGGCUAUGCCUACCAGCCUCGGGCCAGACCCACCACAACAGCCUACUAUGUCACAGGCUAUCCCAGCUACGCAGAGCCAGAGCCUUACUCCAAUGGAGUCUAUGUGUACGACAACGAGAUGGAGGGCCAUUAUAAUGUCAACCCCUCCUAUCACCAAACCCAAACAGCUUAUCACGGCCAUGACAUGCACAGUCACUACGGUAACGAUGAGAUAGAUGGUAUAUCACAGAACCCAUAUGCCACGCUGCGGCCCCCGAGGAACCGACCGGUGCCCCGCGGCACUGAGCAGGUCAGCAAGAACAUCCAGAAGGCCUUGGUGGCUGAACACUUGAGAGGCUGGUACCAUCGCAACGCUGCACAAAAACAGGCUGCGUACAACUACGACUACGACAGAGGCUCCCAGCACAGCUUGGGCUAUCAGACCAUGCCUACACCCUACAGCCACAACAACAGGAACAUUUCCUACUCAUCAGUGUCCUCAGUGUCCUCCAGUGGAAACUGGCACAGCCACAUGAGCAGUGGGGAUAUGUUGGAAUACGACAUGCCCACGCAUGCUCCGCAGUCCUACUCAUACAGUGCAGCCCCCUACAGCCACCCCGCCCACAACAGAUCCUACCUAGAUGUCAGCCAAAUGGACUCACACAUCAGCAGCCAAAUGCACACCAACAUGGACCCAGAAGACCAGAUUUAUUGGCACGAAGACUCAAAACCAGGAACAAUAGUUUAGUUACCUGUUAUCGUGCUGUGAAAUUUUUUUUUACCUUGACAAGUUGUCAUUGUGCCUUAGACUGCACUUACCUGUUUUUGUGUAAAGGGGACCCAAAGAAUGAAGGAACUUGGCUUCUGUGGAACUCGGCGUGUUCAGCAAAUGAAGUAUUCUCAUUUUCAGUUCUCUUGAAUGCAGAUGCCAAACUCACACACACACGACGCUGUAUUUAAAUCACAACCAAACCCCGCGGGAGUGUCUACAUGUCGGAAUUGCGAGCGUUUGUGGUGAUGCCACUCGUGCACUGAAACUAAACCAAGCCCUGCUCUGGGCUGUGUGGUAGAGCCAAAGGGAAUGUGGACUACACUUCUACGGUGUUUCCCUUUAGACUGUCACAAAACCAAGGACCGAGACUGUCUCUGUAAAAGGAUACCGAGCAGCAACGAACAACGAAAAUUGAUUCUGCUUCUUACAUCUAUGAACACUGUAACCAUGAAGGAUUAGACAAGGAUUGAUAAGGACAUUAUCAAAAUGAAGGAUUGAACUCAUUAAAAAUGAGUCGAAAAGAUGGCUACUUCCUGGAACAUUCUGCAGUCACCAGAUCCAGUUUCACCACAGCAUUGCUUCAAACUACCACUCUGCUUCCUGCACUUUUGUUUGUCAUUUACAAAGUAUUCAAUCGAUCUCACUGUCAGUACUUACAAUAUAAUUGAGCCAAAUACUUACGUUACACCAUUUGAGUAUUACUGGAAGGCACCAAUUUUAAAUUACUGCCACUGCAGGAAGACAAAAAAAAAAUCCAGUUGAGUUUUUUUUUUCUAUUUUAACAUGGUUUUUUCCUCCAUGCUGGAAAUCAUGGACUGGUGCUCACAAUUUCUCUCAAGAGAAUCAAGUUAUAUGUAAAUGUUGGUAUUGUAAAUACACUGGUUCUGUCCUCCUUUUUUUUUUAGAGCAUUUUUUAUGUAUUUGAAAAGCAUGUAAUAUAUAGUAAACAAUUAUUGUUAAGCUGGUUCUUAGUAAUUUGUAUAAUUGCAUUUGUUUGAAUUAAAAAAAGUCAGCAUUUGA